AUCUCUCCACCCAGAGUCCCACUACCAAUUCCAGAUCUUGGGAUGCCCCGUACUCCCGGGGUGAAUGGGAUUGUGCUGGGCAGUGAAGAGUUUAGGUUGCUUCCUGUUGGGAAGGAUGAGCAAGGCCUGGUAUUGAACUAGCUGGAAAUCCUGGAAGUUUCUGGUAUGUCCUGUUUCAAUUCCAGGCCAUGCUCAUCCUUCCAAACAUUUCACCACUCCAGCACAAUCCCUGCCCAACAAAUCCUUGCAGGGAGUACGGGAUACAAAUCAUCCAUUAAAUAUCCUCUCCCCGUACCACGUUCUGAAUUGUGUAGAAGGUUGCCGUGGUUAUGAUGAUGGAGUUCAGUCGGGGAAAGUGUGAAGUGAUUCAUUUCAGAUUAAUCCGAAUCAGGUUUAUCAUUGAUGUAUGUUGUGAAGUUUAUUGCUUUGCAGCUGCAGUACUGGAAAAGACAGCAAGCUUGCUAUAAACUACUAUAAAUAGGUGGGUAGGCUGGAAGAGGCUAGUGUUGAUAGUUUCAUAGACUGAUCAGAAAUCCGAUGGUGGAAGGGAAGAAGCUGUUCCAAAAAUGUUUGUGUGUCUUCAGUCUCCUGUAGCUCCCCCUGAUGGAAACGGGCAGGUUCUGGGUGAUGGAAAUGGGCAGGUUCUGGGCGAUGGGAAAAGGCAGGUUCUGGGCGAUGGGAAAAGGGCAGGUUCUGGGCGAUGGGAAAAGGCAGGUUCUGGGCGAUGGGAAAAGGGCAGGUUCUGGGUGAUGGGAAAAGGCAGGUUCUGGGCGAUGGGAAAAGGCAGGUUCUGGGCGAUGGGAAAAGGGCAGGUUCUGGGCGAUGGGAAAAGGGCAGAUUCUGGGCGAUGGGAAAAGGCAGGUUCUGGGCGAUGGGAAAAGGCAGGUUCUGGGUGAUGGGAAAGGGCAGGUUCUGGGCGAUGGGAAAAGGCAGGUUCUGGGCGAUGGGAAAGGGCAGGUUCUGGGCGAUGGGAAAAGGCAGGUUCUGGGCGAUGGGAAAAGGCAGGUUCUGGGCGAUGGGAAAAGGCAGGUUCUGGGUGAUGGGAAAAGGGCAGGUUCUGGGCGAUGGGAAAAGGCAGGUUCUGGGCGAUGGGAAAAGGCAGGUUCUGGGCGAUGGGAAAGGGCUGGUUCUGGGCGAUGGGAAAGGGCAGGUUCUGGGCGAUGGGAUAAGGCAGGUUCUGGGCGAUGGGAAAGGGCUGGUUCUGGGCGAUGGGAAAAGGCAGGUUCUGGGCGAUGGGAAAAGGCAGGUUCUGGGCGAUGGGAAAAGGCAGGUUCCGGGCGAUGGGAAAAGGGCAGGUUCCGGGCGAUGGGAAAAGGCAGGUUCCGGGCGAUGGGAAAAGGCAGGUUCUGGGCGAUGGGAAAGGGCUGGUUCUGGGCGAUGGGAAAGGGAAGGUUCUGGGCGAUGGGAAAAGGCUGGUUCUGAGCGAUGGGAAAAGGGAAGGUUCUGGGCGAUGGGAAAGGGAAGGUUCUGGGCGAUGGGAAAAGGGCAGAUUCUGGGCGAUGGGAAAAGGCAGGUUCUGGGCGAUGGGAAAAGGCAGGUUCUGGGCGAUGGGAAAAGGGCAGAUUCUGGGUGAUGGGAAAAGGGCAGAUUCUGG
Messenger RNA from Hypanus sabinus (Atlantic stingray), 1594 nucleotides. Its product is annotated as protein qua-1-like. The record is from RefSeq and is a predicted model, not a curated record. The transcript is spliced from 3 exons. Bases 701 to 1573 code for a protein of 290 amino acids. NCBI's taxonomy places the organism in Eukaryota, Metazoa, Chordata, Chondrichthyes, Myliobatiformes, Dasyatidae.